Messenger RNA from Kwoniella shivajii, 1977 nucleotides. RefSeq lists its product as uncharacterized. The record is from RefSeq and is a predicted model, not a curated record. Gene Ontology annotation, biological process: vesicle-mediated transport. Bases 1 to 1977 code for a protein of 658 amino acids. Gene Ontology annotation, molecular function: small GTPase binding; guanyl-nucleotide exchange factor activity; ubiquitin binding. The transcript has 9 exons. NCBI's taxonomy places the organism in Eukaryota, Fungi, Basidiomycota, Tremellomycetes, Tremellales, Cryptococcaceae. Gene Ontology annotation, cellular component: endocytic vesicle; cytosol.
AUGGCAUCUUCAGAGUCAUCCCCAAUCGAUCCUCCCUUCGCUUCUUCUUCUUCUCAAGCUGCCGGACCUUCAUCACCUAGAUCUAAAUCACCUCCAGCAGUGACCGUCGAAGACCCUGAAGAUAUGUUGCUCUUUGUUAACAAACCCUAUCAGGUGACUCGUUCAACGGUCCAGUUACAAUCGAGUCAUGCGUUUGAAGCAUUGUCCACACCCGCCCCUCCUCGUUCCGAUCCCAUCGCUCCCAAUGCUCCGGCACACCCGCCCCCAGCUAAAGGUCUCCCUCUGUCCACUCCCUCCUCCUCGUUUACUCCUUCGGCAUCCCGUCCAUCUCAAGCAGACUUAGCGGAAUUUGAUCCUUACGCUACCCCCGUACCAAGCUCGAGCUCGUCGUCCGCUCCUGCCCCACCACUGGAGCCUUCGACUCCGGCAGCGAGCAAUAUUCGCCCAGGUGCCCCACCUACAGGAAGUACACCUACUCGAUACAAGUCGGGAUCUGAAGAUAGCGUUCACUCAGAACCUGCUUUCAAUUUUUCAGGCUUCUUGAAAGAUUUGAGGUCAAGGCCAGCUGAACCCAUCGCUAAAUAUCUUAAAAGCUUUUUAUCAAACUUUGCCAAGAAGCCAUUCACGGUCAACGAGCAAAUUAAACUCAUCCAUGAUUUCCUUGCUUUCAUUUCUGAAAAGAUGUCACAGACUGAACCGUGGAAGUCCCAAUCACCCGCCGAUUUUGAGAAUGCCACGGAAGCAAUGGAGAAGUUGGUAAUGAACAGGUUAUACAACUAUACAUUUACACCUCAAUUGGUUCCUUCUCAACCUAUCACGACCGAUGACCUUGAACGAGAUGCAGUAUUUGCUCAAAGAGUGAGAUUAUUUGGCUGGGUCAGGGAGAAACAUCUUGAUGUACCAGAAGGAGAGGCUAGUCUUGGUUUCCUAGGUUUCGCCGAACAAGAACUCCUCAAAGUCAACCACUACAAAGCUCCUAGGGAUAAGAUCAUCUGUAUACUAAACUGCUGCAAGGUCAUCUUCGGCUUGAUGCGUAAUGUGAACGGGCCAGAUGGGGGCGGCGCAGAUGCGUUUGUGCCUAUCCUAAUCUUUGUAGUCCUCAGAUCUAAUCCUGAAAAUUUGCUGUCUAAUAUCGAAUACAUCACGCGGUUCAGAAGCGCUUCCAAACUCUCAGGUGAAGCAGGUUAUUAUCUGUCCAGCUUGAGCGGCGCGAUCGCUUUCAUAGAGACCAUGGACGCUUCCAGUCUGAGUAACAUCACUCAAGCUGAAUUCGAGAAAAAUGUAGAAGAGGCCAUUCAGCAACUGCCACCUUCACCCUCCGCUUCAGUCACUCGAGCGUUACCUCCUACAGAUAUGUCACCAUUCUCAACUGUCGCAUCAGGCGAAGAAGCUGCUCGACCAUUAUCACUUCCUACCACCGUUCAAGCUCUGGACGGCACCAAGCGAUUCUUCCAACGAACCAGUAAUCUUGCUUCAGAAGCUGUAAGUAAACCUCUCAGUGCUAUAGGCAAGAUUUUGGAAACUAUGCAAAGUCCGUCUGAGGAUCGAUCGGAGGAUGGAAGCGCCAGCGGUAGUGGAGACGAAAGGUCACCUGAAAGAAAUUCCAGACAGGGCAGCACCCCUGGUUCGAGAGACGUGUUCAGAAUCAGGAGAUCUGGUUUCGGUCGUGAGGAAACUCCAGAGACUCCUUCUAGGACUUUACAAGGUUUUGGAUUGGGUGUGCCGGGCGAUACAUCAGCUCCAAUCUCAAGAGCAGGAACACCCACACCUGGUGAAAACCCGUUACCAGAUUUCUCUUCAAUGCAACUUCAAUCUACCAUCGAUAUGUCUCAAGAGGUUUAUGCUCAAACGCGUCGAGCGAAUGUACAGACUUUACACCAAAUGUUCCCUGCUUUAGAUGAAGAAGUCGUCGAAGCAGUUCUGGAAAGUUGUGGUGAGGAUUUAGGUGUAGCAAUUGACAGAUUGUUAGAAAUGUAA